This is a messenger RNA of Mandrillus leucophaeus (drill), 1277 nucleotides long. RefSeq names its product protein SCO2 homolog, mitochondrial (gene SCO2). The transcript is spliced from 2 exons. Gene Ontology annotation, biological process: intracellular copper ion homeostasis; mitochondrial respiratory chain complex IV assembly. The record is from RefSeq and is a predicted model, not a curated record. NCBI's taxonomy places the organism in Eukaryota, Metazoa, Chordata, Mammalia, Primates, Cercopithecidae. The coding region runs from base 419 to 1234 and encodes 271 amino acids. Gene Ontology annotation, molecular function: copper ion binding; copper chaperone activity. Gene Ontology annotation, cellular component: mitochondrial inner membrane.
GGAAGGAGGUAGCCCUGGGCACUCGCUGGACUCCAGGGUAGUUUCCCAGCUCCGGCUACUGCGCGGGGCACCCCGAGGGCGCGCUGGAGGGAGGAGCGAGGCUGGGGCGCCCGGGGGAGGCUCCCAGCUAGCACCGGUGUUCUCGGGGCGGCCGAGCACAGUCCCAACGCGCUCGCGCGGCUCUUUACGUGGUCCUGGGACCUUUCUGGCCACGAGGGCGCUGGCCUUGGUGGGGAGGGGACAAGCCCAGAACCGCCCGGGCGGAGGGUGCCCUCAGCAGGAGGGGGGGCACUGACGAGGAGUCCUGAGACCUCCACCUAGCAAACCUUCCGGGGGGGGCCGUGGGAAAGGCGCAAAGGUCACCAACGCAAAGGCAGAGCGUCGGCUGUGAGCCCGGAGGAGCUGCUGGGAAGCCUGGAUGAGCAUCAGAUCCAUGCUGCUGCUGACUCGGAGCCCCACAGCCUGGCACAGGCUCUCUCACCUCAAGCCCCCAGUCCUCCCUGGGACCGUGGGAGGCCAGGCCCUGCAUCUGAGGUCCUGGUUUUUGUCAAGGCAGGGCCCUGCAGAGACAGGUACGCAGGGCCAGCCUCAGGGCCCUGGGCUUCGAACCAGGCUGUUGAUCACAGCCCUGUUUGGAGCUGGACUUGGUGGGGCCUGGCUGGCCCUGAGGGCUGAGAAAGAGAGGCUGCAGCAGCAAAAGCGAAUAGAAGCCCUGCGCCAGGCAGCUGUGGGCCAGGGCGACUUCCACCUGCUGGACCACAAAGGCCAGGCUCGCCGCAAGGCUGACUUCCGGGGCCAGUGGGUGCUGAUGUACUUUGGCUUCACUCACUGCCCUGACAUCUGCCCAGACGAGCUGGAAAAGCUGGUGCAGGUGGUGCGGCAGCUGGAAGCAGAGCCUGGUUUGCCUCCAGUGCAGCCCGUCUUCAUUACUGUGGACCCCGAGCGGGACGACGUGGAAGCCAUGGCCCGCUAUGUCCAGGACUUCCACCCAAGACUGCUGGGUCUGACCGGCUCCACCGAACAGAUUGCCCAGGCUACUCACAGUUACCGUGUGUACUACAGUGCCGGCCCCAAGGAUGAAGACCAGGACUACAUUGUGGACCACUCCAUUACCAUCUACCUGCUCAACCCUGACGGCCUCUUCACCGAUUACUACGGCCGGAGCAGGUCAGCGGAGCAGAUCUCAGACAGUGUGCGGCGGCACAUGGCGACUUUCCGCAGUGUCCUGUCUUGAGCCGCUGCAGCCUGGGCCCCAUCAUUAAACAGGGUGCGUUUAA